Messenger RNA from Gilbertella persicaria, 1787 nucleotides. Its product is annotated as DNA photolyase, FAD-binding/Cryptochrome. The transcript is spliced from 3 exons. The record is from RefSeq and is a predicted model, not a curated record. Gene Ontology annotation, molecular function: damaged DNA binding; deoxyribodipyrimidine photo-lyase activity; FAD binding. NCBI's taxonomy places the organism in Eukaryota, Fungi, Mucoromycota, Mucoromycetes, Mucorales, Choanephoraceae. Gene Ontology annotation, biological process: photoreactive repair. The coding region runs from base 20 to 1723 and encodes 567 amino acids.
GUUUCUUUAUUGCUUAAACAUGUCAAGCUCAAUUAACAUUUGCUUUUUUCGGAAUAUUCUGCGUGUCCAUGACAACCAGUCAUUGCAUGCUGCACUCAAAGGCAAUGCUCAUUUAUUGCCUGUUGUUUGCAUUGAUCCACGCAUGAUUGAUAUCACUCUUUUAAAUAACAAAGUCCAUCAGAAAUUUAAAGUGCCCAAGACGUAUUAUUUCAAGUUUGAUCGUGUCUCUGAUUUCCGUGCACACUUUUUGUACGAGACUAUUUUGGCCUUAAAGGAAGAACUCAAAAAACGCCAUACUGACCUUAUGAUUCUCUAUGGUAAACCCGAAGAACUGUUUCCUCGAUUAAAGGAACAUCUUGCUGAAAACAAUCUCAAGUUAGACAAGAUACAUACAAAUAAAGAGUAUGCCUAUGAAGAAUUGCUUGUUGAAAAAGACUUGUCCAAAGCCAUGGAUGAUGAUGUGGUCUAUCAUCAUGAUGCCUUGAUGGUAAACCCCGAAGACUUGGAUUUUGCAGGUGAACACACUUAUAAGGUCUACACGCAUUUCCGAAAGCGUAUUGAAAAAAUGACAGAUCCUGUACGGCCUCCUUUGGAAAUUCCUGACAAGUUGCCCUCAUUCCCUUCCAUUGCUUGGGAAUUUGACCAUGCCAAACAAGGAGAAGCAUUCCUGAAAGAGCUUUAUGAACAUGUGCCUAUCAAGAAAGACGAAAGAACUGCAUUUCCUUGGAAAGGUGGCGAACAGUCUGCUUUGGAAAGACUCCACCAAUAUCUGUUCAAAUCAGAUGGCGUAGCCAACUACAAGCAUACACGCAACGGUUUGAUCGGGACCGAAUAUUCUACUAAAUUCUCUGCCUUUCUGGCCAAUGGCUGCCUUUCGCCUCGUGUGAUUUGGCAUGAAAUGGAUCGUUUCGAUAAGGAAGAAAAUAGGAAAAGAAAGCGCAGUAUCAAGUCACAAAGCGAUGAUGAUGGUGUUUACUGGGUCAAGUUUGAGCUCUUAUGGAGAGACUUCUUCCGUAUGUUGACUGUAGGCUAUGGUACGCGUAUCUUUAUGCUUCAUGGAUUCAGAAAUCUUGAAAAUCCUAAUAUCGCUAAAGAAGACGCAAAGAAAAAGGUAGAUGAAAAGCCUCGCCCUAAGAAUAGCUAUGUAGAUAAGGUUUGGAGAUCAGACGAUGAACAGUUCAAAAAAUGGAAAGAAGGGGAUACAGGCAUUCCAUUUGUAGAUGCAUCUAUGAGAGAACUCAAGUAUACUGGCUUCAUGAACAACCGUGGACGUCAAAAUGUAGCUAGUUUCCUUGCCAAGGAUCUAGAAAUUGAUUGGCGCAUUGGUGCAGAAUAUUUUGAAUAUAUGCUUCGUGAUCACGAUGUUUAUUCAAACUAUGGCAACUGGCAAUAUGUGGCUGGCGUUGGUUGUGAUCCCCGCGAAGGUUUUAGACACUUUAACAUUCUAAAGCAAGGAUUAGAUUAUGACAAAGACGGUGAUUAUAUCAAGUUGUGGUGUCCCGAACUUGCAAAAUUACCUAUUAAAUAUGUACACUGCCCAUGGCUUAUGUCUGAAGAAGAACAAACGAAAUAUAAUUGUAAGAUUGGCAAGGACUAUCCUAAACCUAUGGCUAUUUUUGAUAACUGGAAGCGUUAUUAUCCUACCGGUAAAACCAAUGAAACUCUUGACAAGUAUAUCAAGUCUGAAGGCAAGAACAAAAAGACAAAGACCUCAAAGCAUUAAAGUAAAUUAUGCUUGUUGUAUAUGCAAAAUAAAUUCAUUUCUUCAGUGUAAAUAAUGAUAAUAA